Messenger RNA from Thermothielavioides terrestris NRRL 8126, 1134 nucleotides. RefSeq lists its product as uncharacterized. Lineage: Eukaryota; Fungi; Ascomycota; Sordariomycetes; Sordariales; Chaetomiaceae. The transcript has 3 exons. The record is from RefSeq and is a predicted model, not a curated record. Bases 1 to 1134 code for a protein of 377 amino acids.
AUGGCAGAGAAGUACCUCAUCCGCGUCACCGCUGGCCCGGGGUACGACGUCGCCUCCCACGUCGAGGUGCCCGUCAACUCGCCCGCGGUCGUGCGCGUCGCCAGCGCGCUGGUCGACGCCGAGCUCAACGUGCGCGUGCAGAACUACCGCGGCCUGCCGCGCGGCGCGCCGCCCAGCUCGCCCUACUUCGCGAUGGAGCCCCACGCUGGCAACGGCGACCAGUACAGCGUUGCCGUGCGGUUCCGGCUGCGGGCGCCGCCCGAAGGAGAGCAGGGGCAAAAUGAUGUUGACGAUGACGAGAGCGAGGGCGAGGGUGCGCAACAACCGGCCGGCGUCUCGGGCACGGACCUGCAGUUCGGCAACGAUUUCGACCAUCCGAUCCGCGACCGGCUGCCCCCGGGGUUCGGCACGGCCAUGAACAUCGUCAAGUGGUGGAUUGACCCGGGGCUGGAGGGCGAUCCGUACGCCGACAUGCCGUACCUGUACGGCCCCGCGCUGAGCUCGUUCAACACGGUGCAUGUCGGCGAGGGCGAGCACGACGAGGCCAAGGGCGGGCUGUGGUUCGACGAGGGCGGGGACGAGGCCGGGAUGGCCUGGCGCAGGGCGCUGGGCGUGCCCGACGACGCGAGGGCCAGGAUGAAGUGGGCGCUGAAGGUGGAGAACAAGGAGCGGUGGGUGUGGGAAUACGGCCGGACCUACGGACUCGACUUCUUCAACCCGUACAUCGACUUCAACGAGUUCGCGUUGAGGCUGCCGGGGUUUAACCUGCCGAUAAUGAGGUAUUGGGAUGGACAAGGGUUGAGGCACCACCGCAAGCGCUCACACCAGCUCAGAUACGUCCUCCGUAACCGCUCAACCGGACAAGUCUACCUCGUCGUGCUGUUCACACUGCAUCUCGCCGAGGAUAUCAACGAAGAUGGCACGCUAAAGCCUGCCGCCUGGGAAGCGUUAAUUCGGGCGUCCGGUGGGAAGGGCUUCAAAGAAGCGGAGUUGCCCGUGCCGGAACCGGAACUCGAGUUGGAGCCGGAAACCGAGGACUUUGAGGACGAGGAAGCAAUAGCCGAGGCGAGGAGGAAUUUAUCGCGCAUCAACCUGAACGGAGAGACGUGGACACAGGAUGAUGAUGUAGAUUGA